Molecule: messenger RNA, 741 nt
Organism: Colletotrichum lupini
Lineage: Eukaryota; Fungi; Ascomycota; Sordariomycetes; Glomerellales; Glomerellaceae
Exons: 7
Coding region: 1-741 (246 amino acids)
Source: RefSeq, a predicted model, not a curated record
AUGCUCUCGCAUUGCUCCACUGACUCUUGUUCCAUUUUGCUUGGCUCGUUCGCCUACUAUGAGGACGAUGACCUUUCGCAAUCGAGCCCUCCUAACAAGGCUGUUCUGUCUUGUCUUCGAAAUUAUCAUGAGCCGAGAAAAACAGAUAUCCUUCUGUACAAGCCGGAAGUCGGGCACAGUCUGGAUUCUUGUGAGUUCGAGCAGCUUUGGCACCUGAUUACCAUUGUCUCCCUGAUUCAAGUGCGUCUGAAAUUGUCUUACCACUGGUCUAGUCAUCUCAUCAACACUCCCGGCUUUGACAACACGUAUAGAACUGACAAUAUCGUCUUGCGGUCGCUGGGAGCUUGGCUCUCUCUUACCUACAAAAACAGUAUUUGUCUUCACGAUUUGUAUAUCUACAUCGCAUCACCACCAAAUGAAGUCGAGUGGAGCGACACUAUGAUAUUGACGAAUCUGCUAGAGAUCUCAUCGUCAUUUUUCUUCCUUCCACGAGACUGCGAACAGCGUCUAGAGCCCCCACCACAGAUGGGGGUGGCGAUCCAAGGCGGAAUGGUGGAUCAGCACAAGGUCCUUGAAAGAAUUUUGGCUGGACAAGAACUAUCCAUUGACUUCAAAUCCAUUAUUUCGCCAAGAUCGAUGAGCUCAGGAUUAAGCGUCUAUCCCAAAGCCAAACCAUCUUCCAAACUAUCAUUAUCAAAACCUCAUCGGUUUUGGGACUCGCGAUCUUCGUCUACCCCUUGA